UAUCCUUAAUUUUUCAUUUUCUUGAUUCUUCAGAGUGAAGGGGAUUAGCUAUGGCAUCCGUGACAUCUUCGCAAUUCGUGUCCUACAUACAUGGAGGAGCAACUUCAUUGGACUCGAAAACCAAUUCGAGUCAGAUUGGCCUCAUGACCCAACCUGUAACUCACAUUGGUCUGAGAUCUGUCCAUAACCUUCAAAUGAAAAGCAAAAAGGUAAAACCAAACUCGAAACACUCAACAAGCGUGAUAAAAUCGACCCAUAAUAAAAGAUCUCAAGGGAAAAUCAUUUGUGGAGCUGGAAUGAACUUGGUUUUUAUAUCGGCUGAGUGCGGUCCGUGGAGCAAAACUGGCGGGCUCGGUGAUGUUGUUGGGGGACUUCCUCCGGCUAUGGCUGCAAACGGGCACAGAGUGAUGACAGUUUCUCCGCGUUAUGAUCAGUACAAAGAUGCUUGGGAUACUUGUGUUCAUGUCGAGAUCAGAGUUGGAGAUAAAAUCGAGACUGUCAGAUUCUUCCACUGCUACAAGCGUGGGGUUGACCGUGUUUUUGUUGAUCAUCCGAUGUUUUUGGAGAAGGUGUGGGGAAAAACCAAAUCGAAGAUUUAUGGUCCUAAUGCUGGUACGGAUUACCCGGACAACCAAUUGCGGUUCAGCUUACUGUGUCAGGCUGCUUUGGAGGCUCCUAGAGUUUUGAACCUAACCAGCAGCAAAUACUUCUCAGGACCAUAUGGCGAGGAUGUUAUUUUCAUUGCCAAUGAUUGGCACACUGCUUUGCUUCCUUGCUACCUGAAGACCUUAUACCAAUCAAGGGGAAUUUACAUGCAUGCCAAGGUUGCCUUCUGUAUCCACAACAUUGCCUAUCAGGGAAGAUUCGCGUUUGCAGACUUCAACCAACUCAACUUACCUGAUCAGUACAAAAGCUCCUUCGAUUUCAUGGACGGGUAUGAGAAGCCUGUGAAGGGAAGGAAAAUCAAUUGGAUGAAAGCUGGAAUCUUGGAAUCAGAUAGAGUUCUUACCGUGAGCCCUUACUAUGCUCAAGAACUCAUUUCCGGUGUCGAUAAAGGAGUCGAAUUGGAUAAUAUCCUCCGUAAGACUUGCGUUACGGGUAUCGUGAAUGGCAUGGAUACUCAAGAAUGGAAUCCAGCAACAGAUAAAUUCAUCAACUGUAACUAUGAUAUCACCACCGUUACAGAUGCUAAGCCUCUGUUGAAAGAAUCUCUUCAAGCAGAAGUCGGUUUGCCUGUCGAUCGAGACAUACCCGUCAUCGGUUUUAUUGGCAGACUCGAGGAACAGAAAGGCUCGGAUAUUCUUGUUGAGGCUAUUUCGAAAUUUAUUGGGAUGAAUGUCCAGAUUAUCAUUCUUGGAACUGGUAAGAAGAGGUUCGAGCAGCAGAUUGAGCAGCUUGAGGUAUUAUACCCUGGUAAAGCUAUAGGGAUUGCUAAAUUCAACGUGCCUUUGGCCCACAUGAUAACUGCUGGUGCUGAUUUUAUGUUGAUCCCAAGUAGAUUCGAGCCUUGUGGCCUCAUUCAGUUACAUGCCAUGCGAUAUGGAACGAUACCCAUUUGUGCUUCGACUGGUGGCCUUGUCGACACCGUGAAAGAAGGAUUUACUGGGUUCCAUAUGGGAGAUUUUAAUGUCGAGUGUGCCACAAUUGACCCUGCGGACGUGCUAAAAAUAGUAAAAACUGUUGGUAGAGCUCUAGCCAUGUAUGGUACACUUGCCUUCAAAGAAAUGAUCCAAAACUGCAUGUCACAGGAUCUUUCUUGGAAGGGACCUGCAAAGGAAUGGGAAAAGCUGCUUCUGAGCCUGGGUGCUGCCGGUAGUGAGCCCGGCAUUGAAGGUGAGGAAAUUGCACCACUCGCAAAGGAAAACGUUGCAACACCUUGAAAAUUUGGCUGCAUUAAUUAAUUAUUCGACUCUACGCUUCUCCUAAGCCCUAAGGUUGUGUUUGGCUGACAUAUAUCUUAGUGAAAAUGGUUGUAAUAACAUGCACGCGACCCUUGUAUCGAAAGCCCAGAUGGCUUUCGAUGUGAAGAGUUGAGCGUAAUCGUGAGUGUGCAAAGGCCGAGAAGUUUUAAUAAUAGGAUGAUCUUCGAGUAUGAGGCGGGUGAUGUGAGUAUAGGUUUUAUCGUUCGAGUGAUCACUAACAGAUGUAAGCUUUUUUUACAGGGUGUGUUUUGAGCACCAUGUGGAGAAUAACUAAAUAAGUUCUUGACUGUGAUGUGUUGGUUUGAGCUUGUGCACACAAUCUGCAUUCUGCAAAUUUUUUGGCAGUUCAUUAUUGUCAUAGGGGAAGUUAGUCAAUGGAUGAAAGGUAAAUUACAAUAUAUGAUAUAGUUUGCAGGAUAUAAGGUUAUUUCUGUAACUUGAAUACUUCAUAUUUGGUAUUUGCAAAAACACAUUACAAG
This is a messenger RNA of Striga asiatica, 2401 nucleotides long. NCBI's taxonomy places the organism in Eukaryota, Viridiplantae, Streptophyta, Magnoliopsida, Lamiales, Orobanchaceae. The record is from the annotation of a GenBank genome assembly.